AUGUACGUUAUGGCUAAAGAAGGCCGGAUCGACGAGCCUCUACCUCGAACGAUCGCCAUUCGCCGGUCACCGGAGAUCGAGUUUGUUAUAAGUUUCCGAGAAUCACUAUACACACAUAAUUAUCAAUCGCAUGCGAUGGGGUUUAUCCUUACAACUCUGAGUUUUGUAGCUAUCGGAAUCAUUGCUUGCCUUUGCGCUCGAAUUUGCUGCAACAAAGGCCCUUCCGCUAACCUAUUCCACCUUACAUUGGUGAUUACUGCAACUGUGUGUUGUUGGAUGAUGUGGGCAAUUGUUUAUCUUGCACAAAUGAAUCCUCUCAUUGUUCCAAUUUUGAGUGAAGGAGAAUGAGGGGUCCUAUGGAUAUAGAAAGUUGGUGAAUAUGGAAAAUAUUCACAACUGUUGAAAUUUUUAUGUAUGCAUUUUUCUUUCUUCCUUAUAAUUCAUCAUUUUAAAUAAAGUUUAUGUUUCUAAUGUCUCGUUUUUCUUCAUUUUAGUCGAAUAAACAAUUUUUUACACUUAAUUUAGUAUGAAUAUGUUGCAUUAAGAUGAAAAAGAAAAGGCUAGUUAUACUUGAAUGGAAAAAACAAUAGUUAG
Lactuca saligna is the source of this 594-nucleotide messenger RNA. The record is from the annotation of a GenBank genome assembly. Lineage: Eukaryota; Viridiplantae; Streptophyta; Magnoliopsida; Asterales; Asteraceae.